AAAAUCAACAAAAUAAAUAAAUAAACAAAUAAAUAAAUAAAUACAACUUAGUUUAUAAGAACUCAAAAAGCUCACAUUUUUUUCUCCUUCUCCAACCUUGUCUCUUCACCAUCUUUGAGUGUGUUUCCAAAAUCAAAACUCCCUUUUUUUUCAUCUUUUCUCACCAUUUCUCAAUCCAAGAUCCAAUCUUUCUUCUUCCAAUGGCUGCAUCAUCAUCAUCUCCAAUGGGAUCAACCAUCUCCAUCGCUUCCUCUUUGGCCACCACCACAACAACCACCACCUCUUCAUCAUCCUCAUCUUCAUCUUCUUCUCCAUGCGCCGCAUGCAAAUUUCUCCGGCGAAAAUGCCAACCGGACUGCGUAUUCGCGCCGUAUUUCCCGCCGGACAACCCUCAAAAGUUCAUCCACGUUCACCGCGUCUUCGGCGCCAGCAACGUCACUAAACUCCUCAACGAACUCCACCCUUACCAACGUGAAGACGCCGUCAAUUCCCUCGCCUACGAAGCCGAUAUGCGCCUCCGUGACCCCGUCUACGGCUGCGUCGGCGUCAUCUCCGUCCUUCAGCACCAACUUCGGCAACUCCAGAUCGAGAUUUCAUGUGCAAAAUCCGAGCUUUCCAAGUACCAGUCCACGUUCGGCCCUCCAUCUUUCUCCUCUUCCAAUCCUCCCACCACUAAUCUUAUCAACAUCAAUGCUCAACCGACGGCCAUGGGCUCCGGCAUUGGCCACUUCUUUCCGACGUCUCAUGCUAGAGAACCACCACAACCGCAUUUGAUGAUGAUGAGAAACUCUUAUGAUACUUAUGAUGAUAGUUUAGUCGCUGCCGCCAUGAAUGCUUCUGCUGCUAGUUUCGUUCCUUUCGCCGGCGGUGGCCAGUUUGCAAGACCCAACGCUGCUGCUGCUGCUGCUGCUGAUGAUCGUCCCGGUAUUGGCCCUUCUGAGAAACCUUUGUGCUCAUGAUCAUGAUCAGGAUAAGAAUUGAGAGUUAAAAAUAGAUAGAUGAAGAUGAUCAGGGAACUCAAGAGUGUAGUGUUACUUUUUUAUCUCUUCUUCUUCUUCUUCUUCAACUUCUUUUUCUUUUAAUGAAUGUUUAGUUUGUUAAGUUUGUUUUCUUGCUUUCUCUUGAAUUUCAAUCCAAUGUUGUAUUUGA
Dioscorea cayenensis subsp. rotundata (Guinea yam) is the source of this 1149-nucleotide messenger RNA. Its product is annotated as LOB domain-containing protein 6. The coding region runs from base 201 to 959 and encodes 252 amino acids. Lineage: Eukaryota; Viridiplantae; Streptophyta; Magnoliopsida; Dioscoreales; Dioscoreaceae. The transcript has 2 exons. The record is from RefSeq and is a predicted model, not a curated record.